GCGCUCGUUUCCUCGCAAAAAGUCCCAACCGACGCUUCGAACGGCCAUCUUUGCCCUCCGAUCAAUCAAAAAUGUCGUCAUUUAUUACACCUUCUGUGUACACCUUCAGGAGCUCUGAAGGUGCUCUACCUUCCUUUCAUCAUCGUCUCCAAAUCACGAACCCUUCACUGCAUCUACCAAUUCAAUUCUGCAACUUCAUUCCUCCUCGAUUCACUUAAUUUCGGAGAUCGGUGUCUCCCACUGCAAUACCUAGAAACAACCGGAUUGAUUAACACCCCCAAAUGUCGCCCAUGACAUUCUUCUUCGAGGACGACAUCGAACCUCUAUUCUACUUCAAACGAUUUGGUGGUAGAUUUCAUGUUUUAUCAGAAACUGUGUCACAGUUUCUUUCGGAAUCCAUGGCUACAACGACUUGUGGCGACACCACAUCCGACGUCUGCCGGAACGACUCAGAAGCGUUAGUUCUUAAGAUGGUUGCUAUUGCCGCAAUUCUCACGGCUGGUGUUGUUGGCGUCGCAAUUCCCCUCGUCGGAAAGAAUCGUAAGUUUCUACGAACUGAUGGGAACCUAUUCGUCGCGGCGAAGGCCUUAGCGGCGGGAGUAAUUCUGGCCACUGGCUUUGUUCACAUGCUUCCCGACGGUUCUUCUGCGCUUUCCGACCCUUGCUUGCCUGAGUAUCCAUGGUCGCAUUUCCCGUUCGCUGGGUUCAUCGCAAUGAUGGCUUCUCUGGCCACCCUCAUGUUCGAUUUCGCCGGAACUCAGUUUUACGAGAGGAAGCAGGAGAACAAACGAACGGAAAAUGAGGUCGGAGCAGUGGACGGAUCGUCGGACUCGAUAUCGGGUGUAGGAAUCGUCCCGGCGGCGGAACGGACGGAAAAGGAAACCAGUGAGAAAGUGUUUGGAGAAGAGGAGGGUGGAGGAAUGCACAUCGUGGGGAUACACGCGCACGCGGCGCAUCAUAGACACAACCACCCGCAUGGGCGGCACGGGUGCGAGGGGCACGUGGGAGGAGAGGGCUUACACGAUCACUCGCAUUCGCACGGGUUCGGAGAUGGCGACGAAGAGGAAGGUGGUGUGAGACAUGUCGUCGUUUCACAGGUACUGGAGUUUGGGAUAGUAUCUCACUCGGUGAUAAUAGGGUUAUCGCUGGGGGUGUCGCAGAGCCCAUGUACCAUAAGGCCAUUGAUAGCGGCGUUGUCAUUCCAUCAGCUCUUCGAAGGAUUCGCAUUGGGAGGUUGCAUAUCUCAGGCACGGUUCAAGACAAUGUCUGCUACGUUAAUGGCAUGCUUCUUCGCCAUCACGACACCUGCAGGGAUUGCUGUGGGGGCGGGGGUGGCGUCAUUUUACAACCCAAACAGUGCAAGGGCGUUGGUGGUGGAGGGAAUUCUGGAUUCUAUCUCUGCGGGGAUCCUCGUCUACAUGGCCUUGGUGGACCUCAUAGCCGCUGACUUCCUCAGUAAAAGGAUGAGAUGUAACGUUCGUCUCCAGGUCGUCUCCUAUUUUGCCCUUUUCCUCGGAGCUGGAUUGAUGUCUUCUCUCGCCAUCUGGGCUUGAAUUCUUGAUCCCAUUCUCCCCCCUCUGGCCUUUUUUUUCCGGAAGAACUGGGAAGAACUAGUAGGGAUAGAUUAUUAAUUUUGGGUAGAUUUUUUUUUUUUUUUAAUUGGGGGUUAAUGGUUAGUAUGUAUUUAUAGUUCUUUACUGCCGAUGUUGGGCACACAGUUUACUCCAAUUCAAAAUUCAAAGAGGCGAAGAAUUGUAAUCUAGAAAGGAAAAGAAACUGAAAUUGGAAUUGAAACUCGAAAGUUCAUUUUUUUUCUUA
Macadamia integrifolia is the source of this 1818-nucleotide messenger RNA. RefSeq names its product zinc transporter 4, chloroplastic. Gene Ontology annotation, cellular component: plasma membrane. Gene Ontology annotation, biological process: zinc ion transmembrane transport. The record is from RefSeq and is a predicted model, not a curated record. Lineage: Eukaryota; Viridiplantae; Streptophyta; Magnoliopsida; Proteales; Proteaceae. Bases 282 to 1553 code for a protein of 423 amino acids. Gene Ontology annotation, molecular function: zinc ion transmembrane transporter activity. The transcript is spliced from 4 exons.